AUACAAAUUAUUUCACAAUAUUUUCAUCAAACGUUUCAAAUUUAUUUUCUCUAGGAAACUUAAAAAUUGACUAUAAAACAUGGGUGGAUACCUCUCAUCACCUCAAAUACUUACUCGUAAGAUGCCUGGGCAAUUUAAAGUCGGAUGCAUGGAUCUUAUGAUUGAGGAAGCAGCUGGCUCGGGACUUUUCAUGAGAUUGUUCUUUCCAACGGAUUCUGAGAUCACUGGCCCCUCAUCUCUCCCUGUGUGGAUACCUAGACCAGAAUACGCCUAUGGUGUAGGAGAAUAUCUGGGACAUUCCCCUCAUCAAAUGGAUCUUAUUUCAUCGUUAGUCAUCGGCGACAAAAGAGUGGAUUGUAUUGACAAUGCACAACUAUCCACGAAAAGUGACAAAUGGCCAGUCUUAGUGUUUUCACACGGUCUUGGCGGCUCUCGAACAUUCUACUCAACAUAUUGCACAUCUCUUGCUUCACAUGGAUAUGUUGUCGCUGCUGUUGAGCAUAGAGAUUCUUCCGCUUGCUGGACCUAUAAACUUGUUGAAAAAAAUGGGACUCUUGUUGAGAAACCUAUGAAAAUCAAGUUAGUCGACAGAAAUGAUAAGGAUCAGUUUAAGAUAAGAAAUGAACAGGUCGGGAAACGGGCCGAAGAAUGUGCGAAGGCGGUUAAAAUCUUGGAGCAGUUGGAUUCUGGAAACGUUAAAGAUAAAGUUAUCAUUGGAAACAACGCAAAUCUGGAAUUUUUCAAGAAUAAGCUUCUCACGACGACUGCGUCAAUUAUUGGUCACUCUUUUGGAGGUGCAACUAGCAUUGCCUCUUCUUCCUCGGAUUUCCAAAAAGCAAUUGUAUUGGAUGGAUGGAUGUAUCCAUUGGAUCAAAAUCAACAGGAGCAGGCAAAACAGCCGAUAAUGUUCCUAAAUGUUGGAGAUUGGCAGUGGAAUGAGAAUUUGGAAGUUAUGAGGAAAAUUCUUCCAAAUAACGAAGGAAACAUUCUCUUGACUUUAAGUGGAGCUGUUCAUCAGAGUUUUACCGAUUUCCCAUUUGUUUUUCCAAAUUGGCUCGCCAAGCAGUUCGGAGUUCAUGGACCUACUGAGCCAUAUCUCUGUAUGCAAUCUGCAAUUGAACUCACAUUGUCAUUUUUGAAAGAUGGGAAAGAUGGUGUUCAGAAGUUGAAAGAUGAAAAGUACACUACAUUCAUCACUAAUGAGAUUUACGGUCGGGUGAAACUCAUUGUGUGAGUUCCAGAAAUGAGCUAUUAAUCGAUCAACACUGAACGUCAGAUUUUCAAUGAAGUAAAUAAAAUUUCAUGAAAUAACUUAUUAUUCAAAACAUCAAUAAA
Messenger RNA from Caenorhabditis elegans, 1335 nucleotides. It is a transcript of the gene paf-1, whose product is annotated as 1-alkyl-2-acetylglycerophosphocholine esterase. The coding region runs from base 80 to 1234 and encodes 384 amino acids. The record is from RefSeq and is marked reviewed. Gene Ontology annotation, molecular function: 1-alkyl-2-acetylglycerophosphocholine esterase activity. NCBI's taxonomy places the organism in Eukaryota, Metazoa, Nematoda, Chromadorea, Rhabditida, Rhabditidae. The transcript is spliced from 7 exons.